AUGUCGUGGUCAUUCGCUCUCCCCCAGGCAGUAUUUGCCUCGCCAAUUCUUUCCACGGCCACCCCCCUGGCCGGAGGAAUGUUAACGGGCUAUCUGGUCAACCGAGGCGGCACGACCAAAGCCAAGUAUGGCAGCAUCCGGCAACCUCCGUUUCGCCCCCCGACGUGGCUCUUCCCUGCAGUCUGGACACUGCUCUACCCACUGAUGGGCUACGCUGCCCACCACGCAAGCAUGACGGGCCUAUCAGCAGCGACAUUUUCGCCGGAGCUCCGUGAUUUGACCAAGAAGUCGCAGACACUUUACACGGUCCAAUUGGUAUUCAACUAUCUGUGGAUGCCGCUAUUCUUUGGACUCCGGCGUCCGGAUCUAGCCUUGGCGGAUCUGGUCGCGAUAGGGGGAAAUGUGGCUGGAUUGCUGCAUCUCUGGUGGCAAAUUGACCGGACGGCGUUUUGGAUGCUAGUGCCAUAUGCGAGUUGGGUGGGAUUCGCAAUGUAUCUGAACAUUGGCGUCGGAUGGUUGAAUAACUGGCGGAUAUAA
Aspergillus chevalieri is the source of this 537-nucleotide messenger RNA. RefSeq names its product TspO/MBR family protein. The coding region runs from base 1 to 537 and encodes 178 amino acids. The record is from RefSeq and is a predicted model, not a curated record. Lineage: Eukaryota; Fungi; Ascomycota; Eurotiomycetes; Eurotiales; Aspergillaceae. The transcript is spliced from 2 exons. Gene Ontology annotation, cellular component: mitochondrial outer membrane.